Molecule: messenger RNA, 2421 nt
Organism: Esox lucius (northern pike)
Lineage: Eukaryota; Metazoa; Chordata; Actinopteri; Esociformes; Esocidae
Gene: dmrt2a
Product: doublesex and mab-3 related transcription factor 2a
Exons: 5
Coding region: 373-2007 (544 amino acids)
Biological process (GO): regulation of transcription by RNA polymerase II; sex differentiation
Cellular component (GO): nucleus
Molecular function (GO): RNA polymerase II cis-regulatory region sequence-specific DNA binding; DNA-binding transcription factor activity, RNA polymerase II-specific
Source: RefSeq, a predicted model, not a curated record
CAGAAGCUAAUUAACAUCACAGGGCUGCGAAGAGAGCUGUGAUCCCACCGUUCUCUAUCUGACACUGAUCAAGUUACGGUUUACUGCGCGAGGCAAACCCGCAUCCUCACCGCAUCCCAACAGCAGGAUACCUACAAACUGGGUCGAAUAGAGAAGACUCAAAGUAUUUUCCGUUGAGAGCGAAAGGGUUCCAUGAAUCGAACGUCUGUGAAGACACCCGGUGCUCAUAUUGGGUCAUCUAAUCCGUUUGGAAGACACGGUGACCGGCGACAUCAAAGCAUUCCAGUCGGGAAUGGCACCCUGGGCAGCUCUAAGACUACUAACAGCAGCGCGGCAAGCUAGCUCGAGGCACUGUGAAACAGAGCAUACGUGAUGACGGAUAUCCCCUGUUCAGAGUUUGAGAUCGAUGUGGAAGGUCUGGAGACCGAGAGCGACGACCCGGACCAGCCGGAUUACAGCUCAUCUUUGCUCGGCGCAGGGGACGAGGACCAUGGGGCCAAGGGAGAAGACAAGGCGGGAACCAGCAGUCCCGGGUCCGGCGAACAGAGGAAGCUGAGCCGGACGCCCAAAUGUGCCCGCUGCAGGAACCACGGCGUGGUGUCUUGUCUGAAGGGUCACAAACGCUUCUGCCGGUGGCGGGAUUGCCAGUGUGCCAACUGUCUUUUGGUGGUUGAGAGGCAGAGGGUGAUGGCGGCUCAGGUGGCACUAAGGAGACAACAAGCUACUGAGGAUAAAAAGGGAAUUCCUGGGAAGCAGAUUCCAGCGGAGAGAAGGGCCAUCUAUCAGAGACAAAUCCGACCUUCAGCCAUGCUGGCUAAGAGCAUCUUGGAAGGGUUUCGCCCGGUGCAGGGGGAUCCGUUCCAGGGGGUUACCCCGUCACUUCCACCCCCGCUGAGCGACAGGAUGAGGAAAAGAAGAGCGUUUGCUGACAAGGAGCUGGAAAGCAUCAUGCUGGAGCGGGAGUACAAGGAGAGGGAGCUGUUAGAGUCGUCCCAGACAGCCUCUGCCUCUCUCGUCUUCCCCAACAGCCUGGUUCACCAUGCUGCAGAGUACAAUUCCUUCAAGACAGCCUACUCAGCCUCAGCAGAGCAGCCGGGACAACAGAAGGACUUGUGUCACUUCCUGUCGCCCAGCUGUGUGGACCUUUCCCUGCAGUAUGCUCCUGGGCCAGCCAACAUGGAGCUCAUAGCCUCCAAUGUCUCCGUGGCCACUACGUACCGACAGUACCCUCUGACCUCGCCGCGGGGAUUCAUGGUGUGGCCACGUGGUCCUCCCCACCUGGGUGAUGCCCUUCUAUACCAGCAGUGCCUCCUCAACGCCACAGCCGUCCAGAACAUGAAGCCAGGUGCAGUCUGGGAGCCCCGCAUGAUGGUCUCAGCCACGGAGAGCCUCUCGCCUGACCAAGACACCAUCGCAAACACUGCUGGUUCAGCAGCCAAGCUGGAGAGGUCGAGGGUCACAGCCGGGCUCUCUGAUUGUCCUGACCUACAGAAGCAGGACCACCCCGUCCAGGCCCAUUCUCCCCUCACCCAGGGCGGUCACGGCCAAUACUCAGCCUUCUCCCCCCCAAAGAGAUGCUUUGGACAGGCCUUUCCUAACAGCCCUCACCCCACCAGACACGAACACGUUCUGAACAAGCUCAGCAAGGACAGUGCCAAACAUACCAUCUCCAUGAAGCUUAACUCCUUCCACUCCCUCAUCCAGCAGACCUUGGGGGAGACGGCCGGGGUGGGGGCAGGAGGCAAGUCUGCUGGGCUCGAGAUAGGAGCUGGGACUGGAGCUGAGGUCCGGAGUCCGUACUGUAAAGAACUGUUGGAGGAAUCUGCCAGAAAGUACCGUGAAGGCACAGCUAAGGACUUCUACAGCUUCAAAGGUUCUGACAGAAAAACCAAGGAGGUUUUAUCUAAGUCACCUGGAACUAAGGUUAUCUCCAGUGAAUCUCUGUCCUUCUCUGUGGAGGCCAUUUUAAAGAGGCCUUCUCCUGCUAUGAACCGAGCUUCACAGUAAUGUCAUGGACAGAAUUUCCCAGUACUAGUUUCCCGGUACGAAAACUAUGUCCACCAGGAAUGAACUGGGACCAAAAAUGGUUCCUGUAUACCUAUAGUCUGGCUCUUUUGUCUCCUUGGUGCUGCCAUUAUUGCUCAAACUCCCCAAUUUAGACCAGUCCACUUGUCUAUAGAUGUACCAGCCUGACAUUCUGAACUGCCCUAUGAACUUGUCACGUCCUCACCUAUGGACUACUAAGGGCUCUUUAUAUGCUGGUCUAGGUUUUUUUCACAAUAUUAUUUCAAAGUCUUUCUAUGUAAAGUAAAAUUAAAACAUAUUUUUUCUUAAAAAGUGAAGCACUGCAUCUCUGUAACAAAACACUUGUUUUCCACCAUAAUGUAAAUGUUAAUAAGUAGAGUAUAUUUCAUAUGAGUA